Messenger RNA from Histoplasma capsulatum G186AR, 2418 nucleotides. RefSeq lists its product as uncharacterized. The record is from RefSeq and is a predicted model, not a curated record. Bases 1 to 2418 code for a protein of 805 amino acids. The transcript is spliced from 2 exons. Lineage: Eukaryota; Fungi; Ascomycota; Eurotiomycetes; Onygenales; Ajellomycetaceae.
AUGGGACCGGAUGUUAAGGAGUCAUCUCAACAACUUUCCCGUUCAUCCAUACAUGGUUCUAGAAUGGCCGCUGAGCCACACAAACCAACUCUCGCGGACGUGGUGACAGGGGAUGAGAACAAAUCUAUAUUGGAUACUGAGAGUUCGGUCAAGAAGCAAGCCUCGAGAAGAAGGCAAUACAAGAGCAGCAAGAAUAGGAAUAAAAAGAAGGCAAAGAAGCAAGAAGAAGAACAAAGGAAGUCUAUGGAAGAGCUGGCAGCAUCUGUUAAUGCAAGAGAGGGGAAGUUUGGUGCCACCAAUCUGAUUGAUCCCAGUCGCGAAUCGUUCCAGGGAUGCCAUUACGAGCCCUUUAUUGUCGACAGCACUCAUCUUUUUCGAUCGUCAAGACAUUGCCAAACUGGGGAGGGAAGCUUUAACGGCCAAUACACGGGGGACACUGAGAAUAUGUCUCACAUGGAUAGCUUUGAGUCGCACCAUUCAGAUCAUGCUUACCACUCCAACAGCUCCACCAGCCAUAGCUCUCAAAAUAUCUCCAUGCCAGUUGGCGGAAUUUCAAUGGGAGCCCCGGCCAGAUCGAUGCUCCAAACCAGGACCCCUGAUCCUUAUGUAAUUCAGAGCCACGGGAUUUAUUUUGGCGGCUGCUCUGAUUCCACCUCUUCCCUCCCAUCGGAGACCUGUUCGGGCUAUCAGGGACUACAACGGCAAACUCCUCCUAACCCGCCAUCCUAUCAAGCGUCUCAAUAUCGCCGUCCUCCCGCUUGGGAAGAUCCGAGCCAAUUUAUGCAUCCUCCAGGAGCAAAAUUUGAAAGCGGUGAUAGAAUGUACCAGCCGUACAUGCACUGUUUUUCGAUCCCCAACGAUGCACAUAACCCACCAACCGUACCGCGAUAUAGACCAACAGUAGGGUGCCCUCAAUAUGCACCGGUCAGUCCUUUCAAUAAGGAAAAUAACCCACAGACUAUUGAAAGCACCAUUUCUCAAUAUCAACAGUGUGAAAAGGUAUCAGAGGCAGAAGGAUAUUCAAACAGAGAAACAGAAAUUCGAAGUGUCAGUAGUUCACUGAAUUCUGUGCAAGAACGCCAGCAAGGGACCCAGCUAUGUGCUGGACCAAUUAUUUCUCGUGAAAUCUACACGCCCCAGCACGAUUUCGACGGGGAAUUGGAGCCAGUUGUGACUUAUAUUCUCGAAGCGUUUAGGUCCGGGGAGUAUGCAGAUUGUCGCCUGAUCCUGAAUUCCGCUGCGGAAAAUUUCCCACCCAUGUCCUUUCCUCUUCACUCGUUGGUUGCUUCAAGAAGUCCGCAUCUCAAGGAGUUGAUGAAAAGCAUGCAUGGUAUUACAUGCCCAAGGGAGAUACACGUAAAAGGUGCACCCUCUUUCUCUCAUCCUUUCGCACUCGGUAUGGCGCUGCAGCAUUUCUAUGGUUUUCCAUUGCUAGUUGAGGAGCAGCUAGACAAUGACCUCACGCAAGCCGUUGACAACAGCAAUGGCGAACAUCAGGACCAGUGCUGUAAAACGCGUUAUGGGGUUGAAAAAAUGAAAUUUGCUCUAUGUUACGUUGCAUCAGCUGCUUUCGUGGCAGAGAGUAAAAUUCUUCGUCGAGCAGUCCGCCUUGCUACAAACGCGAUCUCCUGGGAUACAUUGGAAGUUAUUUUUCAAUUUGGGAUUUCAUUUUCGGAUUUUAUGAUUUCGCCAGUUAGUAGCCUUCAUGUGAAUCGUGAGCCAACUGCAUCUUUACCCAACGGCAGUGAAAGGGUUGCGGAGAGCGAUUUUAUGAACGGACAUAAUCUCCAUGGAUGUCCUUACACACUUAAUUGGGAGUUGAAGGAUGUAUGGGCGCCGCGGAUUCUUGAUGAGGCGAUUGGCUUCAUCAUUGAAAAUUUUCCUCGAAAUUUUCAACUUGAUCCUGACGCGCACUCACAAGAGUUGCUUGACAGGCUCUCUUCUGGGAGAACGCCGUCCAGGCGCUAUAUCAGAGAGGUAUCCACAUUGACAUUUGGUAGUUUUGCUGAUGCAAACAGCUGCAAAUUUAGGAGAGAGGAACAGGUCAUGUCAGCGAUAUUCUUGGCCGUUCCUUUCAAAAUAUUGAGGAAACUUUUUAAUGCCAUGAAAGUCAAGGGAGUCCUUACUGUGAGCAUGGCGGAGGACAUUAUAUUUGAGCGCGAACGGCGUCGGAUUCGGGCUGUCCGGACUGUCAAAAAGAAGAAUGAGGCCGCUUCUAGCAGCAACUUUCAACUAACAAUUCAAGCAACCGAUCCAAUCGGUUGGCGAGAGGAGAUUCUGGAUAUCGUGGGUGUCCCGAACAGCAGCCCAUCAAUUCGCAAAACCUGGGUGGGGCUUGACGCGCCUGAGGUAAUUGAGAUCAAGCCAAAAAAGGAGAGAUCCCCUGGAGCUCUAGGUAGUGUAACUUUCGGUGCUUAA